AUGGCUUCUUUCAGUAGUGCAGCUCUAGAGAAAAGGUUAACUGAAUUAUCGAACUCGCAACAGAGUGUACAAACUCUAUCUCUAUGGAUGAUGCAUCAUAGAAAACAUUCAAAAGCUGCUGUUGAAGUCUGGCAUCAAGAAUUUCAGAAAGCCAGAACUAAUAAAAGAUUAAGUAUGCUAUACGUUGCCAAUGACGUAUUGCAAAAUAGCAAGAGGAAGGGAGCUGAAUUUGAUAGCGAAUUCUAUAAUAUUCUACCGGAUGUCUUUCAGCAUUUUGCAAGGGAAGAUAGUGAUUCUCAGGGAAUAAAAGCAGCAGAGCGUGUCUUAAGUAUAUGGGAAGAGCGUGUGGUAUUCGACGGCAAAUAUGUUGAGAAACUUCGGCAUAUUCUUAGACCACAAUCAACUGAAAUCGCUAAAACUAGCUCCUCUCAUAAUGAGCCGGAGAGAAAGCGAAAAAGGAUAAGUUCGCCUAAUACUGGAUCUGGUGUAUCUGGACCUGAGCCUACGAUUGAAGAGUUGGUGCGUUGCUUAAGCGAUUUAGAGCAGUCUGCUUCGGGCGACGUUGUAAUCAGAAAGAAAAUUAGUGAACUACCAAAAGAAUUCGAGGACGUUGGUAGUGUUGAUAGCAUACAAAGUAAAGCGGAAGCAGAGAAACUGCUAAAAAAAGUUGACGAAGCUGUGCUCCUUCUCGCUGAUUACAAUGGACGUCUAACUGCGGAACUAGAAGAUCGAGCUCAAGGUUUACGAAAAUUAGACGAAUUAAUUACUAUACAUCAAGCAGAAUUAGAAAAAACAGAAAAAGAACUGGAAAAGUGUAAAACAAAAUUAGCAACUACUGCCAAAGUCAAGAAGGAAUUAAAAAUUCACAUAGAAAGCUUGCCAGAUCUAAGUUUGUUGCCUGAUGUAACUGGCGGAUUAGCACCACUUCCGGCUGCGAACGAUCUCUUUUCAAGUUCUUAA
Molecule: messenger RNA, 960 nt
Organism: Trichoplax adhaerens
Lineage: Eukaryota; Metazoa; Placozoa; Uniplacotomia; Trichoplacea; Trichoplacidae
Exons: 7
Coding region: 1-960 (319 amino acids)
Biological process (GO): mRNA 3'-end processing
Cellular component (GO): RNA polymerase II, holoenzyme
Molecular function (GO): RNA polymerase II complex binding
Source: RefSeq, a predicted model, not a curated record